Penicillium olsonii is the source of this 483-nucleotide messenger RNA. Lineage: Eukaryota; Fungi; Ascomycota; Eurotiomycetes; Eurotiales; Aspergillaceae. The record is from the annotation of a GenBank genome assembly.
AUGCCUACAAACAACAUCGCCUUCACCGCGCCUGUCAAUCCCCCGGGCACAGGCCUGAGACUCCAUUCCGACCAGAUCUGGACGGGUCUGCGGCUUAAGAUCCGAUCUGCCGAAACCUUUGUUCCCAAUGCUAUUUCCUCGACGACGGUGAUCUCGGAGUCCAUCGACCCAACCACGGGAAACGAAGUGACCGUUCGGGAGGUUGUUUUCGUCGAGUCCGAGCGCAAAGCCCAAGAGACCGUUACGGCGUUCGCGCCAUCCAGGGUGGUGUACAAGCAACAGGAUGGAAGUACGAUUUCGAAUGUAAUCAGCGAGGAUAUGCACGGGGAGCUUUAUAUGACCUAUACUUUUGAAUGGAGACACCCAGAUGUGACCGAUGAAGAGCUUCCGGCAUUGUUGAACAAGGAGAAGAAGAUGAGUCGGAUGGCCGUUGAUGGAACUAUUGCGGUUCUGAGGCGGUUGGUGGAUACUGGGAAGAUUUGA